Messenger RNA from Didymella exigua CBS 183.55, 1633 nucleotides. RefSeq names its product tyrosyl-tRNA synthetase. Gene Ontology annotation, biological process: tyrosyl-tRNA aminoacylation. NCBI's taxonomy places the organism in Eukaryota, Fungi, Ascomycota, Dothideomycetes, Pleosporales, Didymellaceae. The transcript is spliced from 2 exons. Gene Ontology annotation, molecular function: ATP binding; tyrosine-tRNA ligase activity. The record is from RefSeq and is a predicted model, not a curated record. The coding region runs from base 157 to 1509 and encodes 450 amino acids.
CAACCACCAUCCUACAGCUGAGCUUGGUUCUGCGGAAAUAUAUACUGCCGCUUUACUCUUUCUUCCCUCUCUAUUCCGUUCACUGCACCUGCAGACAUACAAUCUGCAACACAUCAAUUGGCAUAGUAGCUGCGUUACCCCUCUAUACCCCACACCAUGGCCGACUCCAUAAAGCAGGAGAUCGCAACGAUCGAGAAGAAGAUUGAAGAACUUCAGGCACAGCUGGUUGAUGCUAAGGCAAGGUUACAAAAGAGCCAGAAUGAGACUGCUGCCAACGACGAGUCGGCGAAGCUGUCGAACGAGGAGAAGCUGGACCUGAUCAAGGUCAACUUGAAGGAGGUCUUGAACCCUGAGAUUAUGGAGGCAGCGCUCAAAGAGGAUCGACCACUGAAGGUCUACUGGGGAACCGCUACAACAGGAAGGCCGCACUGCGGAUACUUUGUACCUAUCCUCAAGCUCGCUCAAUUCCUCGCUGCAGGCUGCCAUGUCAAGAUCCUCCUCGCCGAUAUCCACGGCUUCCUCGACAAUCUGAAGGCGCCUAUCGAGCUCGUCAAGUUCCGCGCCGAGUACUACCGCUUCACAAUCACCGCCCUCCUCAAGGCUGUCAACGUGCCCAUCGACCGCCUCGAGUUCGUCCUAGGCUCCUCUUACGAGCUCAAGCCCGACUACAUGAUGGACGUCCUCCGUCUCGCAUCCAUAACCUCGGAGCAUGAUGCAAAGCGUGCUGGUGCCGAAGUCGUCAAGCAGACUGACAACGCACCUCUCUCUGGCCUGCUCUACCCGCUCAUGCAGGCCCUCGACGAGCAGUACCUCGACGUCGACAUGCAGUUCGGUGGUGUCGACCAGCGCAAGAUCUUCGCCCUCGCAAAGGACAUCCUCCCCAAGAUCGGCUACAAGGAGCGCGCCCACUGCAUGAACCCCAUGGUUCCUGGACUGCAAGGCGGCAAGAUGAGUGCCUCCGACCCUGACUCGAAAAUUGACGUCCUCGACAAUGAAGAAAUUGUCAAGCGCAAGCUCAAGAAGGCCCACGCCGCACCCAAGGUCGUGGAAGAGAACGGCGUCCUCUCCUUCGUCGAAUACGUCCUCCUGCCAGCAUCCUACCUCCGCCAUGGCACACAAAAGUUCGUCGUCGAGCGCCGCGAUGCCGAUCCUCUCGUCUACACCGACAUCGCCAAGAUGCAAGAAGACUACAGAGCCGACAUCCUGUCCCCUCAGAUCCUCAAGCCCGCCGUUGUCGACGCGCUCAACGCGCUCCUCAAGCCCGUACAGCAAGAGUUCCAGAACAGCCCCGAGUGGAAGGAGAUCGAGCAGAAGGCUUACCCGCCGCCGCCAGCGGAGAAGAAGAAAGAGAAGAAGGCCAAGAACAAGGGCGCUUUCCACCCAGCCGCCAAGAAGGUAGAGGCCAAGCCCGACGGGCAUGUUGAGGGCGCGGACAAGGCCAAGGUCGAUGUUGGUACUGAGGGUGGGGAGAAGACGAUUGAGAACUUGACGCUUGAGGAGAAGAAGUAAUCGCUAGAUAUCCUGAAGCAUAGAACCAUGCAUGAUGUCUGACGCAGGUGGACGGAUUCCGUUGGUACGCUUCUUUCUUAAAUACAGUGUUGUGCUGCUCCCAUAACCUACUUUUACUUGUCCU